AUCCUUCAUUUGGAACUCAUCACAACCCAUACUCACUAGUAGUAGCUCACAAUGGCAGGCACCAAGCUAAUAGCGCUGGGUUUUGUUGUCCUCAUGAGCAUGGGGUUAGCCAAUGCCGUGAGGGUGGCUAGAUACUCUAGUGCUGAUGGAACAGGCACAGGAGGAGGAGGGGGUGGCGGAUAUGUGAAUGGUGCGGGAUCAGGAUCUGGAUCCGGCACCGGCGAAGGUGAGAGCAGUUCAAGUGGUGUCCACGCAACUGCUGGAGGGGGUGGCGGAGGUGGUGGAACUAGCCAAUACGGUGGGUCUGGUUAUGGUGGAGGGUCCGGGUCAGGUUCAGGAUCUGGUACAUAUAACCAAGGAACCUAUUCUGGUUAUGGAGAAUCUUCCAAUGCUGGUGGUACGGGUGGUGGUGGAGGAGGAGGACAAGCAGGAGGUUCUUGGGGAUCUAGUGCACAGGGGUCUGGUAGUGGCACUGGAUCUGGCUCUAGCUACUCUAACCGGUAUUGGUACGGACCUAGUUAUGCAGGUGCAAAUGCUAAUGGCAAUGGUGGUGGCACCGGGAGCAGUCAAAAUGGUGGGGGAGGUGGUGGUCAAGGUUCUGGAUCCGGGUACGGCAAUGCCAACCCCUGAUUACUGCAUCAACUCCAUCUGAAGUUGGAGCCCAUCAUCCUUUCUUGUUUGAAGUCGUGAGAUUGUUUCGGUUUCUUUGUACUUGUGUUAUGCUUUUGUUAGAAUGAAAUUAAUAAAGGGCCCAACGUUUCUAGUAAAUGCAGCCUACUUUAAGGUGCAGCUUAUGAGAUGGUGUAAACAUGUCAGUUUAAUGAUAAAAUUAAUACUUCUGUCA
Messenger RNA from Panicum hallii, 844 nucleotides. RefSeq names its product putative glycine-rich cell wall structural protein 1. NCBI's taxonomy places the organism in Eukaryota, Viridiplantae, Streptophyta, Magnoliopsida, Poales, Poaceae. The transcript has a single exon. The coding region runs from base 52 to 630 and encodes 192 amino acids. The record is from RefSeq and is a predicted model, not a curated record.